Salvelinus sp. IW2-2015 is the source of this 3981-nucleotide messenger RNA. RefSeq names its product ATPase family AAA domain-containing protein 2-like. The record is from RefSeq and is a predicted model, not a curated record. Gene Ontology annotation, biological process: positive regulation of transcription by RNA polymerase II. Gene Ontology annotation, cellular component: nucleus. Lineage: Eukaryota; Metazoa; Chordata; Actinopteri; Salmoniformes; Salmonidae. Gene Ontology annotation, molecular function: chromatin binding; histone binding; ATP hydrolysis activity.
CGYCCUUUUCCCAUGAUCUAAGGGCGCUCUAGUUGAAUUUUAACUUAGAUUUUAAACAUUUUAAUUUAGAUUUUUAAGGUUAAGCACAUUACAAUGAUUGAGAGACAAAGAUGAUAUUAUAAUAUAACUCUUUUUUUUACCAGGAUUGUGGAAAUACUCCGAACCCAUUUUCAUAUCAGGCGACCCCCAACCCCUAGUUUAGGAACCACUGAGCUAGCUAGUCUGCCUCGCUAAUGUUAGCUCAACUUAACUGUACUGAAUGGAUGCUCUUUGUCUGUUCUGGUCAACUCCUCAUUGGUGGAUGGUGUCGUGGGCAGAAGGAUACAACAACCUUCUCUCUCUUGUGCUGUUUUAUUUAAGAACUUGUCAUACAACACAGACUGACUGUAUCUAUGAAGUUGUUUGAAUUUCAGAGGAUCUCUUCUAAAGCCCAGCGAAAGAAGACUACUGAUCGUCCAACUGUAAAAGCAGUUUCCAAACAAGAAACGGAAGAGUACUCUGAUMGUGAGGAGGAUGACGAUGAUGAGGACGACAGAGAUGAGGAGCACGAUGAAGACGACAAUAACAGAAAGCGCUAUGAACCUCGACAGAAAAAAGCAGUGGUUCGCUACCAGGCACCUCUGGAUGAAUCCAGGAAGAAGCCGCCAUGUUUUUCGACCGCCAGGCAUCUUCCACUAGAGAGAGCUACCACAUCAGUGCCUCAGUGGCCAGGAGUGUCCUCACCACCAGCCGAAGGAGUGGCAGGUCCCUCCCACGGUGUCUGCCUCUGAAUUUGCGCAAAGAGGGCAUUUGGGACAGAAUCCAUAAGGACAGAAUGAAGAUGGGUGCAAGUCUUGCGGAUGUCGACCCCAUGGCGAUUGACCAGUCGGUGCGCUUUGACACCGUUGGCGGUCUGACAAGCCACAUUUCCGCCCUGAAGGAGAUGGUAGUCUUCCCUCUGCUCUACCCAGAGGUGUUUGAGAAAUUCAGGAUCCAGCCCCCAAGGGGCUGCCUGUUCUACGGUCCCCCUGGUACGGGGAAGACCCUGGUGGCCAGAGCGCUGGCCAACGAGUGCAGCCAGGGGGAGAGGAAGGUGGCCUUCUUCAUGAGGAAGGGGGCCGAUUGCUUGAGCAAGUGGGUGGGAGAGUCGGAACGCCAGCUAAGGCUGCUCUUUGACCAGGCUUACCAGAUGCGGCCAGCCAUUAUCUUCUUUGACGAAAUCGAUGGGUUGGCUCCGGUUCGCUCCAGUCGUCAAGACCAGAUCCACAGUUCCAUCGUGUCCACCCUGCUGGCACUAAUGGAUGGCCUGGAUAGCCGAGGAGAGGUGGUGGUGAUCGGAGCCACCAACCGACUGGACUCCAUCGACCCCGCCCUCAGACGCCCCGGACGCUUCGACAGGGAGUUCCUCUUUGGCCUCCCUGAUCGCGAGUCCCGGAAAGAUAUCCUGAAGAUUCACACCAGACAGUGGAAUCCUACACCGUCCGAUCCUUUCCUGGAAGAGUUGGCUGAUAAAUGUGUCGGCUACUGCGGCGCCGACAUCAAGGCGGUGUGCGCCGAGGCGGCCCUGUGCGCGCUGCGCCGGCGCUACCCCCAGAUCUACGGCACGUCCCAGAAGCUCCUGCUGGACGUGGGCWCCAUCAACAUCAACAGCCGGGACUUUGUGGCCGCCAUGAGGAAGAUGGUGCCAGCCUCCCAGAGGGCUGUGUCAUCCCCUGCCAAGGCCCUGACCCCUGUGGUUACGCCCCUGCUGGGCCCCGCCCUCACCAACGUGCUGGACGCAGUGCAGAAGCUCUUCCCCCACGCCGAACAGGGCCUCAAGAGGAAGAGGGAUGCAGAUCUGACAGACAGCAUUCUGGAGGAUGAAAUCAUGUACAGUGGGGACGAGGGCCCCUCGUCCAAUAAUUCCAUCACCAAACAGACCACCACCAAAGGGAGCUUCCUCCAUUUUGCCAGGAGUGCGAUCUGCCACCCCACCACCUACCGGCCCAGGCUGCUGCUGGCUGGGCGUCCCGGGGCGGGUCAGAGCUCCCACCUGGCCCCCGCCGUSCUCCARGCCCUGGAGAAGUUCACCGUCUACACCCUGGACAUGGCUGUGUUGUUUGGAGUCAGCUGUACCUCACCCGAGGAGGCCUGUGCACAGGUGUUCUGCGAGGCCAAGCGGACCUCCCCCAGCAUAAUGUACAUKCCCCACAUCCAGCAGUGGUGGGACACGGUGGGCUCGGCCCUCAAGGCCACCUUCCUCAGCCUGCUGCAGGACAUCCCCUCCUUCUCCCCCAUCAUGCUGCUGGCCACCAGCAACGUGGCUCACCACGACCUGGCCGACGAGAUCCAGACUCUGUUCCGGAUGGAGUACGGKGAGGUGCACUCUAUCCAAAUUCCRACCCAGCAGGAGAGAAGGAAGUUCUUUGAGAAUCUCAUCCUUAGCCAGACUGCCAAGGCACCCGCGUCCAAGAAGAAAGCCUUGAUGCAUGCCAUGGAGGUGCUCCCCCUUGCCCCRCCUCCUCCCCCCAGGCAGAUYAGUGAGAGGGAGCGUCUGCGUUUGGAGGAGCAGGAGGAGGACACACUCAGGGAGCUGAGGCUGUUCCUGCGCAACGUCACCGAGCGCCUCUCCCAGGACAAACGCUUCAAGGCCUUCACUAAGCCUGUGGACAUCGAAGAGGUUCCUGACUAUAUUAAGGUGAUCAGGCAUCCCAUGGACCUCUCCACUGUACUGUCCAAGGUUGACCUCCACAAGUACAUGACCGUCAGGGAGUUUGUCAACGACGUGGACCUGAUCUGGAAGAACGCCCUGGAGUACAACCCUGACAGCGACCCAUCUGAUCGUCAGAUUCGUCACCGGGCUUGUGCCCUGAAGGACACGACCCACGCCAUCAUCCGCGACGAACUAGACGAGGACUUUAACAGAAUCUGUGAGCAGAUCAGAGAGUCGCGCAACAAGAGAGGGUGCACGUCCUCAAAGUUUGCCCCCUCCUACUACCAGACCUUGCCCAGAGAGGAAGGAUUUGCAGAGUCCAAGAGGCUAGGCGGUAACACUGGCAAAGACGCCAGCACCCCGUUCACUGCCAACACCCCACGGCCCGCACCCUGUCCUCUAGCCCGUGAAAAGAAACCGCCCAAAACACGACGCGAAAGCAAAUGGAGCUUCGGCAUCAUAAAGAAGAAUACAAAUAAACCUACUUCUUCCUUUUCUUCGAACAAGGAGAUCACAAACUCAGGGGAGGAAGAAGCGGAUGUGAGUGAUGGCAUAGAGGAGGGCGAAGAGAAACAAGCUAAGMCUUUGGAGACUAUUCUAGAGAACGGCUGUGGAGACUCCCCUAUGGAGUGUACCUCAGAGAAGACCACUAAGCCUGCUGAGGAUGUGGAAGAGGCCUGUGUUGCAGAGCAGCCCACCACCACUCCCAUCCCCAAUGGAGACUGGCAACAGCAAGCUCCAGACCCCACAGAUGACUCACACCAGCCAGGCCUCACACAGGUCCAAUCUGGGAUCCAAGCCAGUCCAGUGGUGGCAGUCAAUGGAGACAACCACCAGCCUGCCAGCCCUCCAGUGGAACGUGACCKAAGUCCAGUCAACAACACCKCUACAAAGGAGGUAGAUCAGGGGGAGAAACACACCACAAAGACCAAAGAGCCUGAAAGGUUGGAGGAUGACUGGGACAUAGUGAGGCGUGUGACCCGUGCCACCAGGACUCUGGUGCAGCAGCAGCAGUUGAUCGACGUGGACAAGGCCCUGGAGAUCCUGACCCAGAAGACCCCUCAGCUGGUCGUGGACCACGACAAACUCAAGGAAUUGCUCAAAAGAGUUGUGUCCAAGACUGAGGGCUAUGAGGUGCAUCAGCUGGAGAAGCUGUAUGCUCUGUUGUGUCAGAGCAUCUACAGACACCGCAAGAACUUUGAUAAGACAGAGCUCUUACAGGAAAUGAAGAGAGAAAUCGACAACUUUUCCUAACUUCUUCCCUUGAUGUUUUCCUAUUUUCCAUAUUGUAAUAAAAUGAUGCAUUUCAA